AUGUCGUCAGUAGCUGCUACUAAUCGUGCUAGUGAAAUGUGGAACAAUUGUGCUGAUGUGACCACUCCAAGUGCCCGAGAAGUGAAACAGUACGGAUAUGCACAGUAUCCGAUGGUAUCACCAGACUCCUAUAACUAUCAAAAUAACUACUAUCCACCAAAUGGUGAUUAUUCUAAUACAGUAAGUGCUAGUUACGGUGGCAGGCCAUAUGGAAACAACAAUCAGUGCGAUGGAAUAGUGAAAUCAGAACCGAAUAAUUGGCAUGGUUAUCCAACGAAUUACAUGUAUGAUAAUCACACUAAUUUUGACAUGAUAAAUAAAUGGAGAGAAAUGAAUUACUACGGUCAACACGGACAGCAACUAGCCAAUUAUGGAUUUGAUCAAAGAAUGAACCAAUUACGAAAUCAACCUACUCCAGAUAAUAGGAGCGAUGACGCUAGGUCACUCAAUUCUCCAAAUGUAGGCGAUGUAAACUAUGGAUCACCACAGAGUGCUUCAAGUAACGUAAAACCAGGUUUGGACCAUCCAGUGUCAGAAGAGGAAGAUUCUCCUAAUCUCCGAUCCUUAUUGACGAAGCCUAAAACAAAGAAGCCGCUGCCGUAUUUUGUGAAAUGUGAUAAACCGUAUGCGCAAGAAAUGAUGCAGCGUAUGAUGUACCACGCAGAUGAUGGUGCGGAUUGGGAAAAAAGUAAUGAAGUUUCGCCGUCGAAGGAAUGCAAUUUGUCGCAAUUUCAUGGUGGUUUCGAGAAUGGUAAGGGUCAAACGUCAAUCAAGAGCGAAGGUGUGGGUGGAGCGCCCGCGAAAGACGCCGCGCCGUCGUCGCUGGAGUCUGCGGAGCCCUGUCAGGACGUGACGAGGGUCGAAGCAGGCGGGGACAAUGCGGAUUACGCCGAGAAUAAAAUGGCCGCUACAGCCGAUAUGCAAGGAUAUUAUCCGUGGAUGAAAGGUGUUGGAGGUGACGACAAAAAAGAAGGAUCAAAGAGGACGCGCCAAACGUACACUCGCUUCCAGACCUUGGAGUUGGAAAAAGAAUUUCAUUUCAACAAGUACCUAUCCAGGAGGCGCAGGAUAGAAGUAUCCCAUGCCCUGGGACUGACCGAACGACAGAUCAAGAUUUGGUUUCAAAACAGGAGGAUGAAGGCGAAGAAGGAUGGAAAGCUGACGACGUCUCCUGAUCCUUAUGCUGCUGAAGACAUGGGUGCUACGAAGAUUCCUGGUAUGCCUGAGUACAUGGAGUCCAGACCACAGAUGCCUGGUAUAGCAGAGUAUCCUAAUUUUCCAAUGGCUCCAGUAUCAGGUAAUGUAGGUCACGGAACCAUGCCCAACGGCAUGCCUCCAAAUUAUAUGAUGCCCAAUUAUGGACCCAUGAUACCCAAAAUGUGA
This is a messenger RNA of Ostrinia nubilalis (European corn borer), 1383 nucleotides long. Its product is annotated as segmentation protein fushi tarazu-like. Gene Ontology annotation, molecular function: DNA-binding transcription factor activity, RNA polymerase II-specific; RNA polymerase II cis-regulatory region sequence-specific DNA binding. Gene Ontology annotation, biological process: regulation of transcription by RNA polymerase II; anterior/posterior pattern specification. The coding region runs from base 1 to 1383 and encodes 460 amino acids. Gene Ontology annotation, cellular component: nucleus. The record is from RefSeq and is a predicted model, not a curated record. NCBI's taxonomy places the organism in Eukaryota, Metazoa, Arthropoda, Insecta, Lepidoptera, Crambidae. The transcript has 2 exons.